This is a messenger RNA of Kalmanozyma brasiliensis GHG001, 1794 nucleotides long. RefSeq names its product Peptidase S10, serine carboxypeptidase. Lineage: Eukaryota; Fungi; Basidiomycota; Ustilaginomycetes; Ustilaginales. Gene Ontology annotation, molecular function: serine-type carboxypeptidase activity. Gene Ontology annotation, cellular component: fungal-type vacuole. The record is from RefSeq and is a predicted model, not a curated record. The transcript has a single exon. Bases 1 to 1794 code for a protein of 597 amino acids. Gene Ontology annotation, biological process: proteolysis.
AUGCUGCCAGUCCAGCCUCUGCUCGCUGCGGUGCUCGCAGCCGGCUCGCUCCUUCAUCUUGCCUCCGCUCAAUUCGUGCAACCGCCCACGGAUCUCAUCAACGCCACUGGUCACCUAGAUAUCCCCGUGCGAUACAAGCAAGUCCCGACCGGAACCUGCGAGACGGAUCCCAACGUCAAGAGCUUCUCUGGAUACGUCGACGUCGAAGAGGAGGAGCACAUCUUCUUCUGGUUCUUUGAGGCGCGUAAUGGCAAUCCUCAAGAUGCACCGCUCACCGUCUGGAUCAACGGUGGGCCCGGCUCGUCCUCCAUGAUUGGACUGUUCCAGGAGCUCGGUCCCUGCUACGUAAACGCGAACGGCACCGUCGUCAACAACCUCUACGCUUGGAACAAUGCCAGCAACAUGAUUUUCAUCGACCAGCCAGCGACCACGGGCUUCUCGUACACCAAGCUCGUACCCGGCUACGUGGAUCCUUCCACAGAGUCGCUGGUUGUGCUGCCGGACCAAACGUGCCCGGAAUACGCUCAAGGUUCCGGCACGUGUGGAACCUACUCGGCACCCAACGUCACGCUGACAGCCAACUCGACCGAGUCCGCGGCCAAGAACUUCUACCGCACGCUGCAAGGGUUCAUGGGAGCGUUCCCGCAGUACUCGCGCGAAGACUUCCACUUUGCCACCGAGUCGUACGGCGGCCACUACGGUCCUGUCUUCAACGAGUACAUCGAGCAGCAGAACGCGCGCAACGAGACUGGAGCGCAUACAAUCAAGCUCAAAUCGGUCAUGAUCGGCAACGGCUGGUACUCUCCCGAGGUGCAGUAUGCUGCCUACUACAACUUCACCGUCUCGCCCGGCAACACGUACGACUACCGACCGUUCAACUCUUCGGUCGAAGACAUGAUGUACAACAACAUGUUCGGACCGGGCAACUGUCUGGAUCGUAUCCGCGACUGCUAUGCCACGGGUACAAACCAGGUCUGCGCCACUGCCGACACGUUCUGUGCCAGCAAUGUCGAGUCGAUCCUGGACACGUAUGCCAACCGGGACGAGUACGACAUUCGAGAGCUCUCACCGGAUCCCUUCCCAUACUCCUUCUACGUAGACUACCUGAAUACGCCAGGAUUUCAACAGGCAAUUGGAGCUUUCCAGAACUUCAGCGAGAGCUCGUCGACUGUCUCGAACGCAUUCAGCAACACAGGCGACGAUGGACGGGAGAGUGGAACCAUCGAGGACGUGCGCUCGCUUCUCGAUCAAGGUGUCCAGGUGGUCAUGUAUGCAGGCGAUGCUGACUACAAUUGCAACUGGCUUGGAGGCGAGGUCAUUGCGGAGCAAGUUGGACACAAGGGCUUCAGUCAGGCUGGAUAUGCGGAUCUCAAGACGUCCGACGGCGUCGUUCACGGCCAGGUCAAGCAGAGUGGCCAAUUCUCGUUCGUCCGCAUCUACGAGAGCGGCCACGAGGUUCCCUUCUACCAGCCUCUUGCCUCGCUCGAGAUGUUCGAGAGAGUGCUGAACGGCACUGACCUUGCCACAGGCCAAGAGAAAAUCCCGCAGAACAGCACCUACAAGAGCAGCGGGCCUGCGAAGAGCACCUACCGAGAGGGAAACAGCACGGUGCAGUUCGAGGUGCUCCCCGCGGAUGCGACUUACAACCACACUACGAAUGCGCCGAACAAGAGCACAAACACUUCGAGCGAUGCAGCCACUGAUGCAACUCGCAGGGCUAAGCGCGCUGGUGAAAUGUUGUUUCCAGCGAACUUUCAUGCUCUGAUGCUCCCCAAUUUCUACAGUAGAGAAUAG